This is a messenger RNA of Pocillopora verrucosa, 1254 nucleotides long. The record is from RefSeq and is a predicted model, not a curated record. Lineage: Eukaryota; Metazoa; Cnidaria; Anthozoa; Scleractinia; Pocilloporidae.
CAUAAAGUUUUCACUAUUGAUAAUCUCAGGAACAAAACCAAGUGCGAAAAACACUUUUUCGCUCAGAAGGUUGAAGCUCUCAAAUACCAUCCGAAAGUCAGAAUGCUUGCGACCAGUCUAACUAAGAUAAAACCGGCGAUGCAGUUCAAGUUUUCUAUUCAACCGAUCAUUAAUAUUCUCUAUAUCUUCCAUGGAAUUAUUCUCCCACCAUGUUUCUGUUGCACAGACGAUGAUUGUCGAAACAUCAUUUUCAAGCAUCCAAUACCAAACAUGACCAUGAAAAAUCACGCGAUCAAAAGUGUAGACGUGCCCAACGAAGGAAGUUGCAGAGUAAUGUGUUAUAUGGAGCCUAACUGUGUGUCCAUCAAUAUUGGACCUGUUGCAGGAGGAAACCAAAAAUGCGAGUUGAAUAACGCCACAGAGGAAAACCAUGCUCCAUUUCUUCUCGUGAAAAAUCCGGGUUACACAUAUCUUGCAAUCGAGAAUUCAUGCAGCAGCAGCCCAUGCUUAAACAAUGGCACCUGUCAAGCUGGAUUCACCAAUAAAGGAUUUCGUUGUGUCUGUCAGGAAAAAUUCACAGGAGAAACCUGCCAAGCUGAAGCUGUCAAAAGAAACUGCGCAGAAAUCUACAAAUCAGCGGGUAAACCAGCUGACGGUGUCUACGCCAUUAAACCUGAUAAUUUGCCUGCCUUUGAUGUAUUCUGUGACCAAACAACGGACGGUGGAGGAUGGACUGUGUUCCAGAAGAGACUGGACGGCUCGGUUGAUUUCUACCGCUACUGGAACGACUACAAAUGUGGCUUUGGUGACCUGUGUGGUGAGUUUUGGCUCGGACUGGACAAAAUUCACCGCUUGACCUCCGAUAAUAAUAACACGCUGCGUGUGGAUUUGGAAGACUUUGAAGGAAACACAGCUUAUGCUGAGUAUAACUUGUUUGGUGUUAUGAGUGAGAAAGACAAGUACAAGCUGAUCCUUGGUUCUUAUUCAGGAAAUUCUGAUGACUCUCUUGCUUACCAUCGCGGUAUGCCAUUCACCACCAGAGAUCAAGAUAAUGACAAUCAAGGGGGUUACAACUGCGCCAUAAACUACAAAGGAGCCUGGUGGUACAAGAGGUGUCACCGCUCAAAUCUCAAUGGCUUGUAUCUUCGUGGCAAUCACUUCACCUCUGCCAAUGGAGUGAACUGGAAAGACUGGAAGGGUUAUAAAUACUCCCUCAAGAGAACCGAGAUGAAAAUAAGACCAGUCGAUUUCUGA